AAAACCAGAAGCAGCCCUCGAGCCCGUCCACUCACGCCCCCUCAUCACACCAGCCUGCGCCACUCCACUUACUACUGGCACGGCGCGACGCCAGAGCAGAGCAGUGUACCACCGCGCCCGAGAGACGUGAUGGCGCGCUGGCGCCGCGACGAGUGACGAAGCCGCCGCAGAUGGAGCCGCCGCGGCCGCCGCCGCUCAAGUCCGUGUCGACGAGCUGCGACCUGCACCCGGAGGAGACCUUCACCGGCUUCUGCACCGCCUGCCUCCGCGAGCGCCUCGCCGGCCUCGAGGCCUCCGCCGCCGUCGCCGCCGCGCCGGGCCGCAAGUCCACCUCCGCCAUCCGCUCCCUCUUCUCCAGGCCCUUCGCCGCGGCGCCGUCGGGCUCCGGCGCCGCCCCGCCGGACCUCCGCCGCUGCAAGUCCUUCUCGUGCGGCGGGCGCGGGGGCGACGCGCUCGCCGCGGACGAGCCGCAGCGCUGGUCGUGCGACGUGCGCGGGCGCAGCACGCUCUGGGCGCUGUUCCACCAGGACGACCGCGAGCGCGUCCGCGACGGCACGGCCUUCGGCGCGUUCCCCGCCUCCUCCUCUGCCGCGGCCGCGGCGCUCCCCGCCGAGUUCCACCAGUUGCCGCCGGCUCGACCGUGCGUCCCGGAGAUCUUCUUGGAGGACGAGAUCGUCAUGGCAGAGAGCUCCGACGAGAUAACUCCGGUGGUGGAGCCCGUCUUGGUCGUGGGCACCUCGGGAGAGAUGGAGACCGAAGCUUAUGGGACCGGGGAGGUCAAGGCCAUGAAGGAUCACAUAGAUCUCGAAUCUUCGCUGCCCAAGAAGCCGCCGCCCAUGGACCUGAAGGAGAUCGCCGGGAGCUUCCGGCUCGCUGCCUCGGUCUUCAGUAAGAAGUGGCACAAGUGGCGGCGCAAGCAGAAGCUCAAGAAGGAGGAGGCAGCCGGCAGCAAGGCAACGGCCGCGGCAAUGCCGCCGUCGGAGAAGCCAUCCAAGCCCUCGUUCCUUCGGCGGAGCCGCCUUCGUGGGGAAGCAGGCUCGGAGUUCGCCGGAGGCCGUCGUUCGUGCGACACGGACCCAAGAUUCUCCCUUGAUGCUGGCCGCAUGUCCGUCGACGAUGUAGGCCUAUCCUGGGACGGGCCCCGCGCGUCCUGGGACGGCUACCUCUUCGGCGCCGGCGCCGGCAUUGGCCUUGGCCGAGCGCCUCCGCCGCUGUCCCGGCUCCCGCCCAUCCUGUCCGCGCUGGAGGACUCACCUGCCGGCGUGGUGGAGCGCUCCGAUGGCCAAAUUCCUGUGGAAGAUGACUCGCAUCCAGAGCCCGACGGCGACGCCAACACCCCUGGCGGCUCGGCGCAGACGAGAGACUACUACAUGGAUACGUCGAGCAGGAGGCGCCGGAGCCUGGAGCGGUCAAGCUCCGUGCUGAGAAGGUCGUUCGAAGCGCCCGACCCAAAGCCAGCACCCGCAGCGGCCGCCAUCACCAAUGCCACGGCGCCGCCGCUGAUCGGCAGCUCGGAGUUCUACCACUUCCACCAUGCCGAAGACCUGCUGGACCAACGGUUCAGCUCCAACUCUCUCAUCGAAGACUUCCCCGUGACCCUGGACGCUGCGUUCCCGGGCCCCGCCAAGAAGCCACGGCGUCUCGGCAAGGCGUGGAGCCUGUGGGGCUUCAUACACCGCCGGGCCACGGGCCGGCGGAGCGACCCGUCCGACGCCGCGGACCGCGCGUUCUCGGAGCCGUGGCCGGAGCUGCGCGCCCGCGGGUACGGCAACGCCGGGAUGCAGAGGUGCAACAGCAACGCCAGCGCGCGCAGCUCCUUCAGCAGCAACAGCGCCGGCCUGGGCAGCUCGCGGCGCUGCUUCGUGGACGGCCACGGCAGCGUGAAGCGGCGGCAGGAAGAGCAGUGCGUGCUGGAGCGGAACCGCAGCGCUCGGUACUCGCCGGGGCAGCACGCGGACAACGGCAUGCUGCGGUUCUACCUGACCCCGCUGCGGAGCGCCAGCGGCCGGCGCGGCGCCACCGGGCUGCCGCCCAACGGCGGCCGGCACCUGCGGUCGCAGUCGUUCGCGAGGAGCAUGCUCCGGCUGUACUGAGGCGUGGCAUCUCGUUUCACCUGACCAGCAGUUCGGCGGCAUUCGGGCUGAGUAGGAGUAGUUUCUUUGCAGCAGUGGUUAAGGCUUAGUGGUAGUAUGAUUAAGGUCUGAUUAAGGGCAAUGGUAUAGUCAUAAAUCGUUUUAUUACAUGCUUGUGUAGGUUUGGAUGGAAUCAUGGAAUGGAACGAGGUUUAUCUCAUGUUAUGACUUGUUUG
Triticum dicoccoides is the source of this 2308-nucleotide messenger RNA. Its product is annotated as protein OCTOPUS-like. The record is from RefSeq and is a predicted model, not a curated record. The transcript has a single exon. The coding region runs from base 171 to 2093 and encodes 640 amino acids. Lineage: Eukaryota; Viridiplantae; Streptophyta; Magnoliopsida; Poales; Poaceae.